UAUUGUGUGAAAAGGAAAUAAACAAAAAACAAACAAAUGUAAAGUGUAUAACAAAUAAACAAUAUAUUUGUAAAAUAAAAACAAAUAAUUUUUUAAAAAUAAAGUUUAAAGUGCAAGUGAAAAAAUUUAAGCAGCCAAAAAAAAAAUUCGCCGAAAAAAUCAAUAUGGAUGACGCUGCAAAGUAAAAAAAUGUGUAUGUAAAUGCAAUAAUUACAACAACAAUACGCUAAAAACUGCACGAGUAAAAACAAGUUUUUAAAGACAAAGCUGUUGUAGCAACAAUUAAAAAAUUGUUGCAGUUAAAUACUUGAAUUUGCAAAUAAAAAAAAAUUGAUAAUUAUUUGAAUCGUAAUUUUGAACUCUUAUAAAACUAAAUUAAAAUACAAUUAUUAAUCCUAGUAUUUGGAGAGUGAAAACUAAUGUAUUUUUUCGCUCUUAAAUUAUGUGAAAUCAGAAGCGGUAAACAAAUAUUAAAAUUUGAUGUAUAACAAAGAUUCUCUUUAAUCGAUUUAAAAGUAACUAGUUCCAAACAAUUUGUGGCGGGCCUUCGACAAGCCAACUCUGCUUUGAACACAGCCAUAGAAAUAUAUUGGAAGACAACAAAAAAAAAAUUAUUACAAAUGUGCAGUUGAAUGGAAGAGUAUUAUUACGAGUAGCUCUGGUGUUUGGUUGCUUGAUUUUAAUGUAGAUUCAAUGCGCAUUUUACCUUAAAACUAUCAUACAACAACUGUUCACACAGUGGUGGCAGUAGACAGACGCACAUUACCGACGCACACGUUAAGAGAUCCGUUCUCAAAACAUCCCCUCCAAAAAAAAAAAUAUUUAAUUGCAAAAAAAAAAAAAAACAAUAGCAUAAUAAAGUGAACAGGACUGUGUAAUGAACUGAUGAAAUGUAUAAAAUUAUUAAAAAUUGUUUAAUAAUAAAACAACAACAACAACCACAACACAAACAACAGCAGCAACCAACUGAUAGAAUUUGUGAGAGACAACGAAUUAUUUGAAAAAUAUAGGUAUUCCGUUUAAAAUAAAAACUUCAAAAUUAAACGUAACAAUAGACCCUUUGACCCCCAUACAUUCAUGAAGAACAUGGAUAAAAAUGCGGGUGAGGGUGGACAACAAAAUGAUGGUAAAGGAGGCAGCGGUGGUGGAGGUAAAUCAUCCGGCAAUUCUGGUGCUGGCGGUGCAGGUGGUGCUGCACACGAUCCAGCUGCUUUACUAGAUGCGGCUUCACUAUUUGCUUACUGGGGACGUGAUCCUACCGCUGCUGCCGCAGCAGCUGCUAAUCCUUUAUUUAACGCACAAUUUAAUGCUGCUGCCGCUGCUGGCUUGGGUUUACUGCCAAAUCCCACUGCUUCUGCUGCUAAUGAUCGUUAUUCCAUGGCUGCAGCAGCUGCUGCGGCCGCUGCUGGUCAUCAUCAUCAAAAUACCAUGGCGGUGGCCGCUUCUCAAGCUGCCAGUUUGGCCGGUUUACAUCCAGCAAGUUGGUGGUCAAUGGCUCAGUUAGCUGCCCAAGACUAUUUUAGUCGCUUACAAGCCUCUGGUUUAUCACCAUUUCCCCAUCCUGACUUGGCUGCUGCUUUUGGGCCGGCUGCUUUAGGUUUAGGUGCUGCUGGUGCUGGAGCUGGUAAUAGUGGUGGCGUUGGUGGUUCUACUGGUUCUGGAACACAAAAUUCCAGUACAAGUGGUAAUUCAAGCUCCAGUAUUGGUAGUACAUCAUCAUCCGGCAAUAAAUCGAGCAGUAAGUCUCGUAAAGAAAAACAACGUCAACAGCAACAACAACAACAGCAGCAGCAACAACAAUUACAACAACAGCAGCAACAAUCCUUGGCCAAUAGUUUAAAUGCGGCAGCUGCCGCAGCGGCGGUGGCCUCUAAUCCGGCGGCCGCUUUAGCAGGCAUGCAUUUGGUGGGAGCGGGCACUACGAUAACACCAUCAACAGGUUUGGGCAGCUCCUCCAAUAGUGGCAAUAAUAAUAACAACAACAGCAACUCCAACUCUUACAAAAAUAAUUCCUCAAAUCUGGGUAAAAACUCAGGCUCAUCAACGUCUUCUACAAUCUCUGUACAAUUGCCUCCGUCGCCGGGUUCAGCUUAUGAUCCGGUUGUUUUGCACAAAGAACUAUUAGCUAUGCAAGUGGCUGCUGCCGCUGCUGCUGCCAAUCCCUCUUCUUCAUCCUCAUCAUCAUCUUCAUCGAAGAAGUCAAGGAAUUCUUCAUCUAACAAUUCUUCCUCUUCCCAUCAUUUAAUGGGUUCAUCUUCGGCAAAUAAUAACUCUUCAGUCGGAGGACUUAUGUCAACACAUGGUUCUUUAAGCGGAAGUGGCGGAGGUGGAGCUGGUGGUGGAGGUGGUAUGAGUGGAUCAUCAUCUUCAUCGCGUAACAAGAAUGAUGAUAAAAAUAAUGCCUCCUUGAAUGCUUUGAAUUCAUUGUCACAAUUUGGUACUUUGGGCAUGACACCGCAACAGAGUAUGCAAGCAGCCAUGAAUGCUUUUGCGGCCAGUAAUGCCUCUGCUGCAGCAGCAGCCGCCAACAAUGCUGGUAAUAAUGCGGGAGUUAGCUCAUCGUCCAGCACAUCCUCUUCCACGGCCGGUAAUAAGCAAUCAGUCAACGAUUUUAUGCCCUCCGGAGGAUUAGGUGACCAUCCAUCGCUGUUGGGAGUACGCUUGCCACCCGAUACGGAAAUCAUCAAAUACACAUCAUCCAUCGUGGGCCCCAAAAUACCCGGUACUACUACACGUGGUCGUAAAAAGACCAUUUCUGAUCAUGAUCAAACACUACAACUACAACAAAACAAAACAAACGUAUCAGAUUCAAAAACAUUUUGCAUUGCAUUUUCAGGUCUUAGCCCGGCGAAAAGGGCUAGACUCGAAAUGGAGUAUGCUGCCAUAGCUGCCGCAGCCAAUGCUGGCCCCGGACCCAGUCUACCUCCCACACUGACGGCGGCCCAGAUAGCUGCACUGAGUGGCCUAGGUGGAGGAGCGAGUAGCACAUCAAAAUCUUCGGGCGCCUCGGCAGCCUCAUCGUCACAGAGUACGCCACACUUGGACUUGACCGGACCGAGCAGUGGUCGAACGAGCCGAGACUCAUCGUCGGAUCGAGUGGAGGUCAUUAAAUUGCCACCUACUAUUACCUCGAAUGGAGCGUAUAAUUUAUCGAAUAAAAAUAAAGAUAUACACGAUUUAAGCGGUACAACUGAUCUUAACUCGGGCGUUAAUCUCAGUUUAAAACCGGCUGCUUCUUCAGUAUCGAAUACAUCGCUCGCCAAUACGAAUGUUGCCGGAGCUACCAUUACUAUAGAAGAUUUUGAUGCUCCGCUUAAUUUAUCCAUGAAACCAGAUAAAUCAUCAGCGUCUAGUAAUGAUUUAUCGGGUAGCAGUGGCAGUGGCGGUUCUGGUGGUAAUAACUCUGGCAAUACGGGUUCAAAUAGUUUACAAAGUUUAAGUUCCAUAACCGCAGCUCUAGGGAGUAGCGGUGGUGGCGGUAUCGGUAUGAGUGGCGGUAGUGGUGUCGGUGGUGGUAAUGGUGGAGCAGCAGCAAAUAGUUCCAAUACUGGAGGUAAUAGUAGUAGCAAUUCCUCUUCGGCCAGUGGUGGUGGUAGUGGUAUGGGUAAUGAACGCACUAAUCAACCACCAUUCAAAGAGGGACGUCCUAGAAAUUUGGGUCGUGGUGUCUCGAAACCCAAAAAGAAUACGGUGGCCUCGCUACUCGCUCAAUCAAGGGCAGUGGGCAUCAAACCCAUGCUAUCCACUCAACAAUUAUUACAACAAGGCGCUGAUAUAGAAAAAAUACGUCAAGCUUUAACAGAAGCUAAUGCUCAAAUGGAGGUGUCCACAGACUCAGAAAGUAUUGCUGCUGAAAGCGGCUUAUCAGAAUCGGAAAGUGAGGAGCCUAAUCUUUUAAAUGUAACCGAACUGCGUAUACCCUUAGACUUAGGCUGGAAACGUGAAACAGUAAUUAGAGGUCUUACCAAGGCGGGACAAAUCAAAGGAGAAGUUGUUUACUAUGCUCCCGGCAGUAAUGUACCCUUAAAAACUAUGGGUCAUGUUUUCUCUCAUUUAGAAAAGAAUCCUUCAAAAUUGACACGAGAAAACUUUAGUUUCUCGGCUCGAGCCAUAGUGGGCUCUUUCUUACAACCGGCACCACCACCCUAUGCCAAUGAUGGUGAUUACAUACGCAUGUCUGAUGAGGAUGUGGCCAAACGUUUGGAAGAUUUAAAAAUCUUUACACGACAAACUCUAAAUGUAGAACAACGCAUAGAGAUAGCCAAACAACAGCAGGCCUUAAGAGAUGCUAAGAAAUUACAAAAAGAGGAAAUGGCACGCAACAAGGAAAAGGCACGUUUAGAGAAAAAUGAAAAGUUAGAGCAGCAGCGUAAGGAAAAAGAAUUGAAAAAUCAACAAGCCAUAGAGGCUCGCAAAAAGAAACAAGAAGAACUAGAGCGCCUUAAACAGGAGGAAAUACUCAAGAAACAACAGGAAAAGGAAAAGAAACGUCAGGAAGCUAUUUUAGCUAAAGAACAGGAACUUAAUCGUCAAAAGGAAAUGUUAUUGGCCGCAGAAAUGGAACGUGAACGUAGACGCCAGCAUAUGGCUUUGAUACGUCAAUUGGAAUUGCGUCGCAAGUUUGAGGAACGUGAAAAGAAGAAACAUCAAAUGGUCUUGGAUCGUUUGAUUUUAAGAGAAAAACGUUUGGCAGCUCGUAAACGAGAUGCUGAAAUUUUAGCUCAAAUAAGAAAACCUCAAGAGGAUUCGGAAUUAUUGCAAUUACAUGCUAUACCCGAUUUAGAGCGUAUUGCUGGCAAUCGUUUGCCUGGUCAAGCUAUGGCUGAUCUAUUAAUGGUCUUUGAAUUCUUACAUAACUUUGGAGAAACAUUAGGUUUUGACAUGGAAUCUCUACCCACCCUGCAGAAUCUCCACGAUGCUUUAGUAGUCGAUAGUAAUGCUGAAGUCGAAGAAGAACUCUUAUCUGUGAUGACACAUCUACUGGUAUGUGCCAUAGAAGAUCCGGGCAUACCAAAUCCGGGACGUCAUACCACCCUACUGGGACAAUCUCUACGUAAUGCCGACAUAACAAAUUCCAAUGUAUCGGAAAUAUUACGCAUCUAUUUGUAUGCCACUGCAACAGGUGAGAUACGACAAAUGUUUGGCGUUGUUAUGGAUCGUGAACGUGAACGUAAAGUACCGGAUCAUCAUCAAAUCGAUGCGGAAACUAUAGUGCAUACUGGCAAAAAUGCUGAAUACUAUAAGCUAUUGCAUGAGAAUGAAACGUGGAAAAUGUCAUUGGCUCUAAAGGAUCGACCAUUUGUGGCUUUGAAUCCAACAAAGAAAACACAAAUAUUAGCACAUCUCUGCAAUGAUUUGCUCAUGAAUAAGGCGGUACUCAAACAAAUCGAUAAUAGUCUAGAGACCUGCAAUCAAAUGCGUAAAGAAAAGUACAUGACCGAUAUGAAAGUGAGGAAAUAUAAAGCUCUACACAUGCGCAAAUCGAGAAUAGAGGCAUAUGAGAAGAUACAAGCUGAACGUGAAGCAGCCAUGCAGGCGAUGGCACAACAACAGAAAUUAGAUGCUGAACGUUUAGAGAAGGAAUCAGCCGAUGAAGCCAAUAAAAAGGAGGAAGAUAAUACGGGGGCGGCAGCUACCUCCGCACAAGAAACAGCAGGCGAACAAAAUAAUAACACCAGUAAGGAUGAAAAUAUGGAAGUGGAUUUAGAUGGUUCGCAAAAACAAAUCGAUAAGGAAUUAACCAACCUGCCUAGCAAUUUGGAUGAAGGAAAAUUGUCGGCCGCUAACUUAAUGGGCUCAAGUGAUAUAACACCCACUAAAAUGGCCAAAUUGGAUGAUUUAACUUCAUCCACAUCGUAUCAUAAUGGUGGAGCCUCUACGGGUGAUAUAAAUGCUUUAUUGGGAGGCAAAAAAACCAUAAAAGGCCUCAACGAUGAUGCCUCCACCGAUGUGGGCAUGGAUGAAGAUCUUUCUGAUAUAGAAUCGGAAAUUACCAAUGUGGAAGAGGAUGAAGAUAAUAGACUAUCGGCUGAUGAAUUGCAAAAGAAGUUAGAUAAAAUCAUUAGAGCCUCCUUGAACUGUAAAGAAGUGUUGGAGAAGAGCACAAAUCAACUAAGAGCCACAUGUUUUGGUCAAGAUCGUUUUUGGCGUCGCUACUGGCGUCUGCCCAAGGCAGGCGGUAUAUUUAUAGAAGCUUUAGAAUCGGCUCAAAAUGAUAUAUUCCGUUUCCAAGAAAUACUAGAGCAAGAAGAUGAGGAGCGAAAGGAAAACAUGAGUCCAGAACCUUUGGCACAAGAUGUCACUAAGAAUUGUAAUGACAAAACUGAAGAUAGUUUGGAUGUUGAAAUGAGAGAGUUGGAGGCAUUAACGGCUGCCAACGCAAAUCAACCACCAGCACCACCAGCAGUGGAAAAUGUUAUCGAUAAUAAUCCAGCUGAUGACUCUGAUGAUGAUGUCAUCGAAACUAAUCGCAUAGAACCUGAAAUAGUCGAUUUGCGUGAUGACGAUGAUGAUGAUUACGAUGUGGCCAUACAACCGCAUGGUAUACAAUUGGAUAAUAAUGGUACUGCCAAAGUGGAGAAACCCGAUGCUGCUGGCCUCUUGCCACCGGCACACAUUAUAAAUCAGCUGUCUAAAAAGGAAGAAAUGGAAGUAGAUAUGAAAGUACCACUACCACCACCGCCUUCCUCUGCUCUGCAUCAGCUAACCACUACUUCCCACAUGACGAAUCUUAAUCAGCUGCAGAAUUCAAUAACUAUAAACUGUGAUAAACCAGAUUUGAAUAAAAUGAAUUCUUCUACUUCUUCUAUUGCUAACACUACAACUUCCAUGAUGUCUAAUCCCACCACAUCCAGUACCACCACCAACAACGUCACCACUAGCAUAAACCUUUGCACUAGCAAUAGUGGCGCCAAUAAGUAUGAGGACAAAAAAGAAGAUGAUUGCAUUAUUGUCUCCUCUACGGGACCCUCAGAUGUUAAACCUUUAUUCACAAGCGAAAUACCCGAAGUCAAGUGGUUUUCCAUUGUUAAUCGAGAAGUGCCAUUGACAACCACAGAACCUCAGAAUGCCACCAAUCUAAAGGAAUUCCAAAAGAUGUUUGCCAAUAUCACCUGUGGCUCUAGCUAUCAAAUUCAGGGCCAUCCCUGGGAUAUCUCGAAUAAUGUGCAGUAUUUCACCGUUACCAUGGAUGAUUGUAAGGCUGAUCUAACGAAAUUAACCACGGAAUGCAUACUAUCCUUGUCCGGACUCAAUGAGGCCGACAUCGAAAAGAAACUAAAGGAAUUUGAGGAGAAAUUACAAAAUUCAAAAAACUCCUUGGAGACUCCUCGUCAUCAUUCUGCAGCAACGAUGAAAAGUGAAGAUGUAGCAGAUGUAGAAGGUAAAGACAAUAACAAUAUGGAAUGCGAUGACGAGGAGGGGGAGUUGCGUGGCGGAGUUGAUAAGAAAUUUGUGUUAAAAAACGAAAGCAAAAUGAAAUUUUUUCCUUUUCCUAAGGACGCACUCUGCGACACUGGCGGAGGUGUUGUAGGAGCUGGCGCGGAGGCGGAGUUUGCCGAAGACAUUAAGCCCAAAUUGGAAAUAAAAUUAGAUGAGGCUUUACAAACUUCCCUACAGAAUAUGCAGCAAAUGUCUUUGGCUAAUAUAAGCAAUUUCAUACAAUACGAUAUACCCACUCCUUUGCAAAUGUCUCUGGAAGAAUCUCAAAUGUUGGAGGAAAUCAAGAGAGAGGGGUUUCCUAAGAAACAAAAGGGAUCUUAUGUAAAACGUAACUUGCGCUAUGGUUGGUGGAAAAUCGAUACCAUGGAAUUGCUGCAGCAGGUUAUAAAUUCUCUCAAUUCCACGGGUUUAAGAGAAAAAGAACUUAAAGAAAACCUAACACGUUUUUUGACCCAGGAAAUACCUUUGGGUCUACCCUAUCCCAUGGGUGAAGUAAGACCAGAUGAUAAAGAUUAUCUAUUGCCGGAUAAACCCAACGAUUGGACUCCCAAAAUAGCUAAACGAGUAGAAAUGGCUUUGUUGGAGCAGCUAGAAGUAUUAGAAGACAAAAUCGCUUCGGCUUCUAUGCAAUUGAAACACUGGCAAUUGCCACCCAGAAUAGAAUCCGAACUUAAUCUAGAAAGUGAUGCAGAUAUAACCGAAGAAGACUUUGUCAGCAUUAUACCCAUGAUUAGAGAACGCAUUAUUGACUUGGAAGCGAAUAUAGAGAGGAGAUAUUUGAAACCACCCUUGGGUGCACAAACGGGUGAUGCCCACUUAGCGGCCAUUGCUCAAAAUCAACAAAAUACUCAAACACAAAAUUCCGCCAAUGCGGCUGCCUAUUACCAACAAAUGCAACAGCAGCAACAACAACAGGCUUUGCUGCAGCAGCAGCAACAACAAGCUUUUAAUCCCUCGGCUUUUAAUGAACGAGCCAUGGCCAUAGCCGCUAAUAAUGCCAAUAAUGCAGCCAGCAGCAAUUCAAAUGCCAACAGCAACAACGCCGGCGGUGAUCUUAAUACACAAACGCACUCCUCGGCUAACAACGAAAAUAAUUCCGGAGGCGAUUCUCCCUCCAGCAAUUGUGAUAGUGACAAAGAUGAAAAAGUGGAAAAUAUACCCAAAGGUUUGGUGUCUUGGCGUGAUGCCGUUUCACGUUCUCAUACCACCGCACAGCUAGCAAUGGCUCUAUACGUUUUGGAAUCUUGUGUGGCCUGGGAUAAAAGCAUUAUGAAAGCCAAUUGCCAGUUCUGCACAUCUGGCGAAAAUGAAGAUAAACUCUUGCUGUGCGAUGGCUGCGAUAAGGGUUAUCAUACCUACUGUUUCAAACCGAAAAUGGAGAAUAUACCCGAUGGUGAUUGGUAUUGCUAUGAGUGCGUUAAUAAGGCUACCAAUGAACGUAAAUGUAUUGUUUGUGGCGGUCAUCGUCCCUCACCGGUUGGCAAAAUGAUCUAUUGUGAUUUGUGUCCACGUGCAUAUCAUGCUGAUUGUUACAUUCCUCCACUGUUGAAAGUGCCGCGUGGCAAAUGGUAUUGUCAUGGUUGCAUUUCAAAGGCACCACCACCGAAAAAACGUUCCUCCACUAGUAAACCUCGCCGUGAACGUGAUUCAUCUGCCUCGCUAUCGAAACGCAAAGAUAAACAUCAUAAUACAUCGUCCAGUUGUGAACAGUUGAAUACAUCGGCCGAUCAUCAUAAUAUUCAUAAUUCAUCGCAUGAUGAGUCAAUGACAUCGCUGCCGGCACCGUUGAGUCCCGCUCAUUCUGUGGCCUCAACAUCAUUCGAUGAUCAUCAUAACAACUCUAUCGAUACAACGCGCUUCCAAAAUCAAGUAACAAAUCGUCAAGGUGCUUUAAGUCCACAAAACACAAACAAUGAAUUCAAUGAUACCAGCAUGGAUGGUACAACCAACACAACAGCAUUAGGCAGCAAUACAGCUGCAGCAGGAAAUGUUGCUAUGCUUCAUACACAGCAGCAGCAACAACAGUCACUGCAACAAACGCCAGCUAGUGCAGCAAACAUACUACCCAUGAUGUCACCAAUACCAACAUCAACGCCACCAACACAACAACAGCAACAAAAUUUCAAUUGUAUGCCCAGUACGGCAGGACUCUUACCACCUCAAGGACAAAUAAUGUCAUCACCAUCACAUUUUGCCAAUCUCAGCGCACCAACGCCACUACAACAAAUCGCUACAAAUCAAACAAAUCAUUUGCCAUAUCCCCUUAAUACCACACAAUUGGUACCGCCCAGUUCAGCGGCCGUGAUAGCAGCACCCUCACUACCACCACCAUCACCGUCAACCAUAACAGCAGCCACAACUGCUACGUUAGCUUUAGCCACUGUUAUACCGCCAUCUAUAACACAAACAACGGCCACAGGCGGUCUCUUAACUGCUACAGCACUACCAAAUCAAAUGCCAGUUUUACCCAAUAUAACAGCAGCACCUCCCACUCCACCCAUUGGUGUGACUGGUAAUCUAAUGUGUGCUACUACCUCCCCACAACAUUCCUCCAUAACAUCAUCAUCCCGUUCCUCAACGCCCACACAACAACAGAUGCAUCAUGGUUCUGCCAGCCAGCAUUCACCACAGCUGCAUGCUCCUGCUACUUCGCCCUCCAUGAUGGUGGUUUCUAGCAGCGCGGUGACAACACCACCACCUACUGCUCUAGGGCCACCACCUCCCAUAAAUAUACAUGCCGUUCAGGAGGCCAAGGAAAAAUUGAAACAAGAGAAAAAAGAAAAACAUGCCACCAAAAAGUUAAUGAAAGAAUUGGCCGUAUGUAAAACCGUUUUAAGUGAAAUGGAGCUACAUGAAGAUUCUUGGCCUUUUCUGUUGCCAGUAAAUACCAAACAAUUUCCCACGUAUCGCAAAAUCAUAAAAAAUCCCAUGGAUUUAUCCACCAUUAAGAAAAGACUACAAGAUUUAAGCUACAAAUGUCGAGAAGAUUUUUGUGUUGAUGUACGACAGAUUUUCGACAAUUGUGAAAUGUUUAAUGAAGACGACUCGCCGGUGGGCAAAGCUGGUCAUGGUAUGCGUAAAUUCUUUGAAAUGCGUUGGGCCGAAUUGACUGAUAAACACUCAUGAUAUCAAUUGCAACAUCAGCAACAACAAACACAGCAACAACUCAAAUAUAACAGCGAAUAAAUAAAAUUAAACUUUUCAACAUUUAAAUCCAAUAAAAAGGAUUUUAAAUCAUAUAAAAACACACACACACACAAACACAAGUAAAACAAAAUGUUUAGUAAAAAAACAAUCGUAAGUGAA
Molecule: messenger RNA, 10746 nt
Organism: Lucilia cuprina (Australian sheep blowfly)
Lineage: Eukaryota; Metazoa; Arthropoda; Insecta; Diptera; Calliphoridae
Gene: tou
Product: bromodomain adjacent to zinc finger domain protein 2B
Exons: 21
Coding region: 1078-10566 (3162 amino acids)
Molecular function (GO): protein binding; DNA binding
Source: RefSeq, a predicted model, not a curated record